Hyaloscypha bicolor E is the source of this 756-nucleotide messenger RNA. RefSeq lists its product as uncharacterized. Bases 1 to 756 code for a protein of 251 amino acids. The record is from RefSeq and is a predicted model, not a curated record. The transcript has 3 exons. Lineage: Eukaryota; Fungi; Ascomycota; Leotiomycetes; Helotiales; Hyaloscyphaceae.
AUGGCGGUAAUAUGGGGACUCGACCUAAGGGAGAUGCAAUGGGGGAAGUUCAAAGGGUCUUAUAUGUUCAACCAGGAUUACCACCUACGCAGAACGAAGAUGAUUGUCUACCAGAUCGCCAUGAUUCUCUGCGUGUGUUCAGAAUCUGUUGGAACGGCCGCGUUGUCAGAUUACGUGGACCAACAAGAUGGCAUAACAACGCGAACUAGUCCACUGGUCAAAGUCCAUAAUAACGAUAUUGUUGGAACCUUCAGUUACAACAUUUUUGUUGGGAUCGCCGUGGCGACCAUCUUUGGAUCGGGAUUCUUCUUUGACCUUUUCUGGCCGGAGAGAAAAGAAAGCAAGUCUGUUCGACUUGCUUGGAAGAUCUGCUCUCUUCUCGUGUCUUUUAUGGCACUUGCAGAUGCAUUGGCGCUGACAGUCGUUGUUGCAACACACCGUUCCACCAUUACCGGAGUAUCAGCAGGAGCUGCAGCUUUUCUCUUCCGCGAGAAUGGUCCACCAAAUCCUAUUUACAGAAAGAACGCCUAUUGUGUCGCAUCAGUCGUUUUAUUGUGGCCAGGGAUGAUAGCGUCGUUUGCCAGUACAUAUAUUAUGUUUAAGUCGAUUCAGCACGAUGACAAACUUGGGCCUAGGUCUUCGAAGUAUAGCGGAGAUAAGGGGGUGGAAGUGUUUAUUGAUAUGGCACCUCAGGCCCCUAAGCCUACACUAGCUGCAAAUGGUGCAACUCAACCGGAACCAUACCAAGGCACUUAA